Messenger RNA from Ailuropoda melanoleuca (giant panda), 2298 nucleotides. It is a transcript of the gene CSNK1G2, whose product is annotated as casein kinase 1 gamma 2. Gene Ontology annotation, biological process: protein phosphorylation. Gene Ontology annotation, molecular function: ATP binding; protein serine/threonine kinase activity. The record is from RefSeq and is a predicted model, not a curated record. NCBI's taxonomy places the organism in Eukaryota, Metazoa, Chordata, Mammalia, Carnivora, Ursidae.
UGUCUUAUUACCUGGCUUUGGGCGUGUCCUCGCUCUGUGAUGACAGAGUCCCUGCGAAGACAGACUUCUUUGAACAGCUGGUUCUGGUUCCAGCAGAUUUUCCUCCUUCUUCUCUUUAUUACACAGUAAUUACCUCUGGGUUGCAAGAGGAACUGGGAGCCACGAGAUUUGAGGCGGCGGGACCUGUCAACAGAAUGUGUCCUCCCCCUGCAUGCGACCCCGAGGCCACCGAGAUGAGCGCCACGGCCGGGCCCUGGCAAGCGCCCACGUCUCACUAGCAGGGAGCCCGCUGGGCCACCAUGGUGUACUAGGCCCGAAGAGCCGGCCGCAGCCUCAGGUCUGCACAGACCCGGGAUUUGCACGGCAGCAGAGUCACCGUGGAGAGGCCAGGGUACCACAAACUUAUGGAUUUUGACAAGAAAGGAGGGAAAGGGGAGUCGGAGGAGGGUCGGAGAAUGUCCAAGGCCGGCGGCCGGACCAGCCAUGGCGUCCGGAGCUCGGGGACCAGCUCAGGGGUCCUGAUGGUGGGACCCAACUUCCGGGUCGGGAAGAAGAUAGGCUGUGGCAACUUCGGGGAGCUCCGGCUAGGGAAGAAUCUCUAUACAAAUGAAUACGUAGCUAUUAAACUGGAGCCCAUCAAGUCCCGGGCGCCGCAGCUGCACCUGGAGUACCGAUUCUACAAGCAGCUCAGCGCCGCAGAGGGCGUCCCCCACGUCUACUAUUUCGGCCCGUGCGGGAAGUACAACGCCAUGGUGCUGGAGCUGCUGGGGCCCAGCCUGGAGGACCUGUUCGACCUGUGCGACCGCACGUUCACGCUCAAGACGGUCCUCAUGAUCGCCAUCCAGCUGAUCACGCGCAUGGAGUACGUGCACGCCAAGAGCCUCAUCUACCGCGACGUGAAGCCCGAGAACUUCCUGGUGGGGCGGCCGGGCACCAAGCGGCAACACGCCAUCCACAUCAUCGACUUCGGCCUGGCCAAGGAGUACAUUGACCCCGAANAUGCCACGUACCUGCGCUACGUGCGGCGCCUGGACUUCUUCGAGAAGCCCGACUACGACUAUCUGCGCAAGCUCUUCACCGACCUCUUUGACCGCAGUGGCUUUGUGUUCGACUAUGAGUACGACUGGGCGGGGAAGCCCCUGCCGACACCCAUCGGCACGGUCCACUCCGACCUGCCCUCGCAGCCUCAGCCUCGGGACAAAGCCCAGCUACACAGCAAAAACCAGGCACUGAACUCCACCAACGGGGAGCUGAACGCAGAUGACCCCACCGCCGGGCACUCCAAUGCUCCCAUCACAGCGCCCGCAGAGGUGGAGGUGGCCGAUGACACCAAGUGCUGCUGUUUCUUCAAGAGAAGGAAGAGAAAAGCAGUGCAGCGCCACAAGUGACCCUGGGGCCCUGGCACCCUGAACCCUCCUGCCGCAGCCCCCUGGGGCAAGCCUGGCCCCGGCCGUGGGGCCCACAGCCAGGACACACACUGCUGGGCCGGCCACAGCUGCCCGCCCCCGCCCCGCACGCGGGGUCACUUCUUUCACAAGAGACUUUGGCCGAGAUUUCUACACCCGUGUCUAGUCCUCCCCUCCAAGAGCAUUAACUAUUUGAAACAAGGAGAAGAGCAACAGCGGCCACCCUGCCCUGCGCCCCUCCCGCCCGCCUGCUGAAGUGAGUAGUUGGCCGCCCGCGCCGGCCAGCCUGUCCCGUUAGUCUCAUAAAGUCCAGCUUGUCUCCCUCGAUCCAAAGGCCGUUUUCUCGAGGGGGCACUGUGGGCGUUGCUGCCGGGGGCGAGCCUGCCCUGGGCCUCCCCGCACCACAGGGGAAGGCGGGGUGGGGGGGCCCCCCAACCAAAAUGCUGCACCAAAGCCUGGGCCGGCGGGCACAGCCCCGCAGGGUUUCCUGCCGCACCUGCUCAUGGAGCCGUGUCCAGGGCCCGGAGUCCCGGGGGCGGCCACCUGCUUGGCGCCCGGGCCUUGGUCUGUGCCCGGGUGUGCGUGGGCUUCUCGUGUCCGUGCUCCACGCCGCCGGCGGAGCAGCAGGAGACAAGCGCCUUAAAGCCCUGUCCCAGCCCCACAGGUGCGUCCGGGGCCGGGCAGCCCUGGUGGGAGUGCAGUCCUCCUGGGCCCCCUGGAGGGCCUGUGCUGCCACUUGGGGUAGUGCAGCCGGGGGAUGGCCUGGCAGCGGCGUGUGUGUCUAGGUCUUGCUUUACACGGUGUACAGAAAUGGCACUUUGGUGUCUCUGACGCUUCCUGGAAGCCAUAGAGUUUAGGGGCUUUUUUAAAAAAAUAAAGGAAAAUGAAAGCA